Molecule: messenger RNA, 2318 nt
Organism: Homarus americanus (American lobster)
Lineage: Eukaryota; Metazoa; Arthropoda; Malacostraca; Decapoda; Nephropidae
Gene: Uba2
Product: SUMO-activating enzyme subunit 2-like
Exons: 13
Coding region: 20-1897 (625 amino acids)
Biological process (GO): protein sumoylation
Cellular component (GO): SUMO activating enzyme complex; cytoplasm
Molecular function (GO): SUMO activating enzyme activity
Source: RefSeq, a predicted model, not a curated record
CCACGGAGGAGAGAACAAUAUGGCUACUCACAUUCCCGGCAUAUAUGAGGAAAAUCUCCGUAAUUCUAUCAAAUCUUGUAAACUUUUGGUCGUCGGUGCUGGAGGAAUUGGCUGUGAACUCCUCAAGAAUUUAGUAUUGACGGGAUUUGAGGAGAUAGAAGUGAUUGACCUAGACACAAUCGACGUCAGCAACUUAAACCGUCAAUUCCUCUUCCACAAGCAACACGUCGGACGCAGCAAGUCAGAGGUGGCUCGUGAGUCUGCCCUCCGUUUCAACCCCAAAGCUAAAAUUACGGCUUAUCACGACACCAUCACCAAGUCCACGUAUGGCGUUCCGUUCUACCAAAAGUUCACCGUCGUCAUGAACGCGCUGGACAACAGAGCCGCUCGGAAUCACGUCAACCGCAUGUGUCUGGCGGCUGGUGUCCCCUUAGUUGAAAGUGGAACGGCCGGGUAUUUGGGACAAGUUACCGUGAUACAGAAAGGUUUAACAGAGUGCUAUGAAUGCCAGCCUAAACCCACUCAGAAGACCUUCCCUGGCUGUACAAUCAGGAACACCCCAUCAGAACCCAUUCACUGCAUUGUCUGGGCUAAGCAUCUGUUUAAUCAGCUGUUUGGGGAAGCAGAUCCGGAUGAGGACGUGUCACCCGAUUCAGCCGACCCCGAACAGGUGGGAGAGGCCGGACAGUCAGCGCUCGACGACGCAGCCAACGACACCGGCAACGUAGAGCGGGUGUCCACUCGGGGUUGGGCCACGUCGCAUGAUUACAACUCUAAGAAGUUGUUUAGUAAGCUGUUCAGUGAUGACAUCCAGUACCUGUUGUCGAUGGAUAAACUCUGGGAGAAACGCAGGCGGCCGACACCACUUGACUGGGAUAAGAUACAGGAUAAAGACGUGAUAGAAGACGGGGAGGGGCUGAUACAGGACCAGAGGCCGUGGACAAUAACAGAGUGUCGAGACAUCUUCAACACCUCAGUUGGUAACCUGUACGAGCGUCUCCAGAAGAUAUUAGACGAUGACACCCUCGUGUGGGAUAAAGACGACAAGGACAGUAUGGAUUUCGUCACCGCCUGCUCCAACAUACGCGCUCACAUAUUCGGCAUCCAGCAGAAGACUCGUUUUGAUGUUAAGUCUAUGGCAGGUAACAUCGUUCCUGCCAUCGCCACAACUAACGCCAUCAUUGCUGGCUUGAUUGUCCUCGAGGCCAUGAAGAUUCUGCAGGGAAAGAUCGAAGAGUGUAAAACUGUUUAUCUCAACCGCAAACCAAACCCCAGGAAGCGUUUAUUGGUUCCCUGCGUUCUCGACAAACCCAACCCCAAGUGCUACGUCUGCUCCGAGAAACCCGAGCUCUGCGUCCGCCUCAACAUCGAGAAGACAACAGUCAGGACCCUCGAAGACAAGAUCCUCAAGUCGGCGUUGAAUAUGGUCGCCCCGGACGUCGAGAUAUCUGACGGCAAGGGAACGAUACUCAUCUCGUCGGAGGAAGGCGAGACCGAAGCCAACAGCGACAAGAUGCUAAAGGAGUUUAAUGUCGUGGACGGAACGAGACUCAACUGCGACGAUUUCUUGCAGAAUUACACCCUGAUGGUUAAUUUGAUCCACAGUGACAAACUAGAAGACGGGGUAGAAUUCGAGGUGAUCGGUAACCCAGACGAGCUCAAGAAGGCUCAGGAAGAACAGGCCAAGAUGGACACAGAUGCUGGUGACUCGAGCAACGGUCCUGCAGGGGCCGGGGCGUCGUCAGCCGUACCCUCGGACGACGAGAACGAUCUGGUUUGUCUGGAUGACGAACAAGACGCAGCCAAGAAGAGAAAGAUCGAGGAGGAUGAAGAACGCAAGCCGGCUAAAAAACUCCGUUCUGCCACCCCCGACGACGAUGAUAUCAUUAUCUUGUAGAGUUGUCUUAGGGUAUCGACCAGAUGCGGUGUGUCAUCGAUAAAACUCAUUCCACAGUGUUUGUUUAAAGCGACGCCUCCUGUACACCGGCGACUUACUUUAGUGGUAAAGUUAAAACGGUCGGGAACGAUGAAUGUGUGUUGUGGUGUGACGGCAAAACACGCAAGAGCUACAUCAUCGUACCCUGUAGUGUUUACCUGUAGUGUUUAAGAGACAAAAUAACGUAGAGAGUCAUAGCAACUUGAGGUUAUCGAUAGAUGUUGUGUCGAAGUUUUCAUUUGACAACUCUGAGGAAAUUUUCAGGAACUAAAGUCAGUUUCGAUGAGUGUCAGAUUCGUGUCGUUCAAAAGAAUUCUUGAAACUUUUUACCGAUUUCUAAAAUUUUUAAUAAAACUGUUUUUUCCAAAUUAUCUUUAAUAUU